Messenger RNA from Chara braunii, 924 nucleotides. The record is from the annotation of a GenBank genome assembly. Lineage: Eukaryota; Viridiplantae; Streptophyta; Charophyceae; Charales; Characeae.
CCCGAAGGGCUGAACGAGAGAGGAUAAAGAAAAUGAAGAAUGUCUCACCUCGAAGGAACGAGGAACCGUUGAAGAUUCCCUUACAACAAGAGCCUCGGGGCAGACGAGAAAAAGACUAUGAGAAAACCAUCGAGAUGAAUAUGUGGAGAAAGAUCGAAUGUGCAAAUGACAAGAAAGAUAUAUCAUGCGGACCUUCUACGAAAAUGAAUACUGACAUUAAUGCAGGAACAACGCAAGAGGUGAUUCCGGGAGAAAUUUGGGUGCCGAGUAUCAGGUUUGAGGAGGACCCAGACCCGAAUGAUAGUCUGACGGUUGGGAUUUCGAGUAUUCGGUUCGAGAGUUGCGAGGAGGAUUUUGAUGCAGCUCUACUAGUGUGCGCUAAGAAAGUGAGUGAUGAAUCGGAUGAAAAUGAAGCCGAUAAUACUAGCCUUGAUAAUAAAGUCUCGCCGAGGGGCGAAGGACCGAAGGUUAUUCAGGAAACAUGGGUAGAUCAAACCACGAUGCUGGAAGUGAUAUCAAAGAUUGAGGAAUGCGGGCGUUUGAAAAAGAUUGGCGAUACUCUUAGCAAGGGGGCAGGCGAUUCGGACACAAGCUAUGAGGUUGCCCCAGCGUUUAAGUCUAUUGAGUCAUAUAUCAGCUACGGGAAGGCUCAACUUUUUGAGACCGUCGAGUCAGACAUCGGCUAUGGGCUGACACAAUUGUUUGGGGCCAUCGAACAUGAUGACGAGACAUUGACGACUAUGACUUGGCUCAACUCUUUGAGGCCUCCAAACCGGCUAUCGACUAUGGGCUUACCCAACUGUUUGAGACCGUCGAUACGUAUGAAAACGAUGUUGUGAAUUCUCUCAAGACAACAAUGGGCCGUAAUCUAGCAACUACGAAAGAUAUCGAGCGCUCCCGAAUGAAUCAACGCAAGUUAAUAAG